CAAUCCACGCGCGAUUGCCCAGAUCGCGCAUUUCCGUGUGCGGCUUACAGAUUCCGAGCGUGUUUGCAGUUUACAUAUCAAAACAUGUGGUGAUACUGUAGUCACACUCGUUGAUAAAUCGACUGUGAAUAAAUUAUAAUUUCGGUGUUAAGUUACUGCGGCAAAACUUGAUUACAUAAUGACUACUCCUUGCACUUGUACCGAAGGUGUGCUUGUGGGCAUUGGGAACCCUCUGCUGGACAUCUCAGCGAAUGUAGAGCCAGAAUUACUAACGAAAUAUGGAUUGGAACCAGAUGGUGCCAUCAUGGCUGGAAAGAAACAUAUGCCUUUGUAUAAGGAGCUUAUGAAGACGUAUGAGGUCGAGUUCAUAGCGGGUGGCAGCGUGCAGAACUCUCUCCGGGCCGCGCAGUGGAUCCUGAACAAGCCCAAACUGACGACAUACUUCGGAUGCGUCGGCGACGAUGACUACGCCAAGAUACUCAAGGACAGAGCCGAAGCAGAAGGCGUGAACGUGAUGUACCAAGUGACUGAAGAGGCUCCGACGGGGACUUGUGCCGUGCUGGUGACGGGCCUCCACCGGUCGCUGUGUGCCAACCUGGCCGCCGCGCAGAAGUUCACGCCCGACCACCUCGCUAAGGAGGAGUGCAAGAAGGCAAUCGAAACCGCCAAGUUCUUCUACGCUUCUGGUUUCUUCGUAGCGGUAUCCCCUGAGUCCAUCAUGCAGCUGGCGCAGCACGCGCACGACAACGGCCACUUCUUCAUCAUGAACCUGAGCGCGCCGUUCGUCGCAGAGUUCUAUAAGGACCAGCUCGAGAAACUGUUGCCGUAUGUCGACGUGCUGUUUGGAAACACUGUGGAAUGGGAAGGCUUCGCCAAACAAUUUGGCGUGGAAUACACCCAGGUUAGAGAAAUCGGCCUUUGGGCUGCCCGGUACAACAAGCUCAACGUUUUAAGGAAACGAGUGAUUGUCAUCACUCAGAGCGCCAACCCGGUUAUUCUCGUUGAGGACGGCGCAAUAGAACACAUCAUUGUCAAGAAGCUAGACAAGAAGGAUAUUGUCGACACGAACGGCGCCGGAGACGCCUUCGUAGGCGGUUUCUUAAGUCAAAUGGUGCUCGGUAAGCCGUACAGGACGUGUGUCGAAUGCGGUGUGUAUACCGCGAGACAUGUCAUACAACAUUCGGGGUGCAGUUUCACUGGUAAAAGCGACUUCAAGGAAAGCAGUUAAGUUUAAAUAUUCAGUUAGAGGUAUUUGAUUAGUACUUUUUUACGGCCUUACCAAUAAAAAUUCCAUCCUUAUUUCGAGGUUAUACUAGGAAUAGUUAAACCUGGUAUAAGCCGAUAAUAAGGAGAUAAUUUAAAAACAUACACAUACAUACAUACAUAAACUCACGCGCGUAAUCCCUAAUAGGGUAGGCAGAGCCCCAAGUAAUCAAAGACAACUUGCAGCCACUGUUGAUAUGGUGUUGGAAGCUGGAUAUGAUAAAUCUUAUGGUGGUAAGGGAUCAUCAGCCUAUCGCCCAUAACAUUAGUCCAUCGUGUCAACAAAUCACCAUAAUAAUCACAUCUGUCAAUUUCAGACAGUUUUAGGUUAUUCCGAACUUUAACUAGAGUGAGGGUUGGUUUAGCGAUAGUAUGAGAUGUUACACCAAGGUAUAAGUUAUUCCGAGUUUAUUUGUAGAUUGUGCUUAUUCUUAGGUUAUGAUCGGUAUAAAAAGUUACACCUGGGGCCUGUUUAAUAAAACUUACAAUUGUAAAUUACAAUGACAAUGUAAAAUAAUAAUAAUGUACAUUGCGGAGUGUGUGAUCACGAAUAUUUUGCAGUUUCAUAUUAGCUACGUAAUGAACACCAAAUUGUCGUAAUUUACAAUUGUAAGUUUUAUGAAACAGGCCCCAGGUUUAUUGGUAAGGCCGUUAAGAGUAUACAGUAAUUAAUUACUGAUGACGAAAAACUCGGCACAUUUGGCACUGUAGUAAUGCUCUUUGCAUUGUAAAAGUCUAAGUAUAUGGAUGAAAUGAAAAUAGCAUUUUUCUAACUGAAUAUUGAAAAUCCUAAGUCGACAAUUCCAACAGGAAGCAAUAAAAUCAAUGCAGUUGUAAAUAAUUGUUUGUUAUUUUCAUAAAGUAACACUUAUUCCCUUAAAGGACCACAAUAGUCUUAAAACUUUCCUUUUCAUUAAUUAGUCACAUUUUCUUAAACACCUCACUGCCAUAGUCUGACUAAUAUUAUUUUUAUACAAAAAAAAAUACUUAUUUUAAAUCAACUUUGGCAACACAUAACUAGUUUUUUUUCGACUAUUGCAUGUAUGUUACUGUAAAAACCGCCGGAAUAUGUAUGCAUUUUUUUUUGGGUUAGUAGGAUUUAUAUAGAAACGUUAACCAGGUGCCUGCCUGUAUAACUCCGAAAUGAACGAUUAUUGAAAAACAAUUCGCACUUUUAUCACCAUCACUUGGUGAAAUCUAAAGAUUACUGUACUUCGGGAUUUUUUAUUUUUUUUUAUUAAAUGAGUUGAGCGCGUUUGUCCACGAUUCAGCCUAGUCUAAAGCAACGUACUAGUGGAGCACGCAAAUUCGAAAUAGUGCCUAUUCACUCUUGCCUUGAAAAUCGACAAAUUAUAUGUAUCGGGAAACAAUGACGCAGGAUGAGAAUUCCAUUGCUUUUACAGUAACAUAUACAUUAGUACAUUUUUUUGAGUUUUUAUUUUUAACUAUGCACCAUUUCAUUUGGACAUAUAGCCACCAUGGUAGACUAAAACAUUAUUUACUUAAGAAAGUGGGGUAAAGGGCACUUAUCCUGUUCACACUAGUAUUAUAAAUGGAUCUGAAAUACAAAUGUGGCAACACAGCCUGAAAAAGCAAUAUUAUUUUUAGAUGAGUAAAUGCUAGAGGAAUGAUUCUUUGAAGAAAAAAACACUUCUAUUCACUUUGUUACCAUUAGGUAAAUACAAAAAUGUUGGUAUAUAUGUUUACAAAAUAUAAUGUAAAAAAAGCACUUUGUAUGGUUUCAUAAUUUGUAUUACAGUUAGCAACAAAUAUCAAUUGAAAACCUAGUUUAUUUUUGUUGCUAACUGUAUUAAAUUUGUACAUAAUGUUACUAUGUUCUUAGUACUAAAUAUUUGUAUCCUAACAAUAGUCCAAACUAUCUACCAACUAGAUAAAGGUUAUGCUUAAAAGUAAGUAACUUUUGUUUCAUAAAGUUGUACUUUAUCUUAUAGCUAAAAUAAUAAUAUAAUUGUCAAUGGAAUGCAUAAGGCACUUAGAUAAUAUGUAUACAAGCAUAUAUAAGGGUACAUCUGCUUCUUCUGCUUCUAUUUUAUCAUUUUCUGUCACUUAGAAACAUCAUUUGCCAGAGCGAGAUAAAGAAUGGGAGAGUGACUGCACUCCGACUGCCUCGUUGAUUACGCCGCGUGCGGUCGGAUUAUCUCACUCUAGCAAAUGACAAUCCUGAGUGGAAGGUGCAGAUGUAUUUCAACUCUAAUCCUUCUGACAUUGACUUCACAAAUAGAAAAAGGGUAAAGGGAUUCCCGCAUAGAUGAAUAGUAUCAACCCUUACAAUUGUUUUUUUUUCAAAGUAUUUUGUAAUGUCAGUAGUGUUGUUUUUUUUUAAUUUUUAUGUCAGCAGCAUGUUUAAAAAUAAAAAAAAUACUAAACCACCUUUUUUCAAUGAAUAAAUUAUUGCAUUCUCAAUUGGCAUAGUAAAAUAUGAAAAUUGAAUUGUGCACAUCAUUAAUAUGUAGCAUAAUGUUCAAGAAAAUUUCAGUCAAAAAAUCUGUAAUACCAAAAAUAUGAAAAUUCCAGCUACAUUUUUUUAUAGUAAUCUUUUUUUGUAGUAAAAACUAUAGCAUAAUGCACAAUAUGAAUGUCCCAGUUUGGGACUUUCUCCUCAUCUCCCAACAAAGGCAUACAUCUGUAGACUUCAAUAAUGAUAAAAUCUUUCAUAUAAUCUAGGACUUUGGUUAUACUUCUUGUGAUCCUUCCGGAGUACCCUGGGUUGAUCUUGAAGAUUGCUUUAGGCACAGCCAUAUCAUCCACACAUUGAUGCCGCGUGCAAACGACACAUUUAGGUUUUAGCGCCUUUUUCUUUUCCACUUUUGCCCUGAAAUAUAGUUAUGAAGUUAUGAAUGUACUUAUGUUUGUAAUUGUUGUGAAAUAAAUUUUAUAUCAACUUUA
Molecule: messenger RNA, 4170 nt
Organism: Pectinophora gossypiella (pink bollworm)
Lineage: Eukaryota; Metazoa; Arthropoda; Insecta; Lepidoptera; Gelechiidae
Gene: Adk2
Exons: 6
Coding region: 179-1228 (349 amino acids)
Biological process (GO): purine ribonucleoside salvage
Cellular component (GO): nucleus; cytosol
Molecular function (GO): adenosine kinase activity
Source: RefSeq, a predicted model, not a curated record